This is a messenger RNA of Sarcophilus harrisii (Tasmanian devil), 2738 nucleotides long. RefSeq names its product F-box protein 3 (gene FBXO3). The record is from RefSeq and is a predicted model, not a curated record. Gene Ontology annotation, molecular function: protein binding. The transcript is spliced from 11 exons. Lineage: Eukaryota; Metazoa; Chordata; Mammalia; Dasyuromorphia; Dasyuridae. Bases 312 to 1841 code for a protein of 509 amino acids.
AAGCCUCGCAGGCGACGUCGGGGUUUGCGGUAGAGCGGAGAGAAGGCGGAGUGGCGCGUCUCCAGUCCGACUAGCCCCCUCUGCUCUCUGGGUUGCGCUCUUCCUUUGCCAGCCCCAGGGCGGAGGCCCUGACCUUUCCGCGCCGUCUGGUCUCCCUCCCUCCCGAGGCGGGCCGCCCCGUCCCUCUUUUCUCCUUCCCCCUCCCCUCGAGGGGCCGCCCCGUCUCACCCUCCUCUGUGCUGCGUCAGUCCGGGCGCGCCCCACCCGACCCCUCCUCUCCACCCUUCUCCCGCCUCUCCCCGCGGGCGGGCAUGUCGGGCUUCCCCGGAGGGCCGUACUACGGGGCGCGCCCCCGCUCGGGGCGGGGCGCUAGCUCGCCGCCGCCCCCUGGGCGUGAGGGCGUGUCCGGGGCGUGUCCGGGGCGGGGCGUGGGUCCGCAGCCGGGGCCUGGCAAGAUGGCGGCGGCGGCGGCAGCUGCGCUGGGGGCGGAGGAGCCCGAGCUGUGCCUGGAGUUGCUGCCCACCGACCCCCUGCUGCUCAUCUUCUCCUUUCUGGACUACCAGGACCUGGUCAGCUGUAGCUGUGUCAGCCGAAGAUUAAACCAGCUAUCAAACCAUGAUCCUCUCUGGAGAAGACACUGCAAAAAAUACUGGCUUUUAUCUGAGGCAGAAAAAACGCAGAAGAACAAAAGUUGGAAAACUCUCUUCAAAGACACUUAUAUUGAUCUGGGAAGAUAUAUUCAACAUUAUGCUACUCUAAAGAAAGCCUGGGAUGACCUGGAAAGAUACUUGGGACAGAGGUGCCCAAGGAUGAUUGGAUCUCUGAAAGACAGUGUGGAAGAGUGUGAGCUCGAUGCCGUGGAGGCCCAGAUUGGGUGCAAGCUUCCCAAUGACUAUCGAUGCUCCUUCAGGAUCCACAAUGGACAGAAGCUGGUGGUUCCUGGGUUGAUGGGAAGCAUGGCGCUCUCCAAUCAUUACCGCUCUGAAGACUUGCUGGACAUUGACACAGCUGCUGGAGGAUUCCAGCAGAGACAGGGCCUGAAGCAGUGUCUUCCUCUCACUUUUUGCAUACACACUGGGCUGAGUCAAUACAUGGCAUUGGAAAGCGUAGAAGGCCGCAACAAGUAUGAGAUCUUCUAUCAGUGUCCAGACCAAAUGGCUCGGAAUCCAUCAGCAAUUGAUAUGUUUAUCACAGGUGCUUCUUAUUCAGAAUGGUUUACCUCUUACGUGCAUAAUGUUGUAACAGGAGGCUACCCUAUCAUCCGAGAUCAGAUUUUCAGGUAUGUUCAUGACAAGGGAUGUGUGGCAACAACUGGAGACAUCACAGUUUCAGUCUCAACGUCAUUCCUCCCAGAGCUUAGUUCUGUGCAUCCGCCUCACUAUUUCUUCACUUACCGAAUCAGGAUUGAGAUGUCUAAAGAUGCCCUCCCUGAGAAGACUUGUCAGUUAGACAGCAGAUAUUGGAGAAUCACCAACGCCAAAGGUGAAAUCGAAGAGGUUCAGGGACCUGGAGUGGUGGGUGAGUUUCCCAUCCUCAGCCCUGGCCGGGUAUAUGAGUACACUAGCUGUACCACCUUCUCUACCACAUCGGGUUACAUGGAAGGACAUUAUACUUUUCAUCUCCUUUACUACAAGGACAGAAUAUUCAACGUGGCCAUUCCCAGAUUCCAUAUGGUGUGCCCUACCUUCAAGGUCUCCACGACCCCACGGGAAACCAGCCACGAUGAUUGUUCCGUGAUUGAGGAAGAUGAAGAAGAAGAUUCCACAGAUUCUGAUGACUAUGAAGGGCCCAGACUCGUCAACUACUCUCCAGCUCCGAGCCACUGUCCUCGGCACACCUGAGCUCCAAGUGGUUCUGAACGGUGUAAAUAAAUAAUACAUCUAUCUCCCGGGCAGCAAGCCAGCAGUGGGCCGAGCUGUGCUUUCUACCAGACGUUUAACUUAGGAGUUGGUUUGGGUUUUUUGUUUGCUGUAAGACAGGAGGGCAAAAGAAGGCUUUUAUUAAUCCUUUUGUCAAAUGGGAAAUUUGGUCUCGAGCUGCGGGGCUGGUGUUACUGCCUUGUUUAAAGUAUUUCAUAUUUGUAAUAUUUACAGAAGCUGGGUGUGUGGGCGGGGAGGAGGGGAGGGUCGGUUUUUAUACAAGCAUUGCAAAUGUAGCAGCUGUAGAAAGGGUAGAAGCGCAGAUCUCAACCCGCUGCCAUCUUCAGUCCUGGGUUAAGCAUUUCCUGCCAUUAUAAGUUGUAUACGAGGAAAUGCACUUGUAAUCUGGCCUUUUUAGCCCGGAAUCCAUUGUAGGGUGCCUUCUCCUGGUAUUCCCACUGGAGAUACCAGGCACCUGUCGUGGUAGACUUGGAUUACCUACCGGGAACUAAAAGUGGUCAACUUUCUCCCCUUGAAGACAAUCCAUCCUUGAAUUUAAUUUAGAUUAAAAAAAAAAAAAAAAAACCCUUACCAUUGCAGUAAUUUUAGAAUGUGGUAUAUAAAGCAUAUGCUGUGUCGUUUACUACUAACAAGAACAAUCUUGGCAAUGACUCACGUGGUAUAUACAUUUGUAAAUACGAUUUCUGAUUUUUUCUGCUUUAUACACUGUCUUAACUUUGUGAUAAGUGACAUGAAUUUUAUGUUAAGCUAAAUUUGUUUUCCUGAAACAUGGGUUUUUGUAAUUAUCAGAUUCUGAAUUUGGAAUGAAAUCUUGCAGGUGUUUAAAAUCACAUAUUUAAAAGUAACUCGGGUUUUUGA